UCAUUUUAAAUGGGUGACACUCACACAAAUCACACACUGCCAAAUCAUUCAGUACCAACUUUAUUUCCCAAACAAUCUUCUUCACGUUUAGCUAUAUAAAUCAAGAAAUAAAAUAGAACAAAAACUCAUCAAUUCAACAGCACAAAUUCUCACUUGUAAUGGCAUAUGGUAGAAGCAGAGCCUCCUCUGUUUUGGACGGUUUCACUCUCAACCCCGUUCCAUACCCCGUUUUACUAAUCUUAGCACUCAUCCUCUUGUUCCUGGCCAUUUCAUGGUAUUUCUCCUAUGAAGAAGUGGUUGAAGCUGCAGAAGAACAACUGGGGUGGAUGCUUUUAGCCACACCGCUGCUGCUAAUACUCAUGGUUCGUUGGUUAUCGUCUGUGGAUACUUCAGAAUGGUUCUUUUUCAACUCCUCGCCAUGGGAGAGAAGAAGGACCACGCACAACUUUCCAUCAGAGGGUACCUCUCCUUGGGGUGUUGCCGCUUUCAUCCUCCUGGUUCUCGUGCUUCUGCACUAUCAGUCCACUUUUCUUGAUUCCUGGUUUGGUUGAUUUUGUUUCGUUUCUGUUCAGAGUUUCUCUGUUUCUCUACACUUUAUUUUCUCUGUUUUUGUUUCACUUUAUUAUUUGUUAAGCGUAAAGGUUGAUGCUAUAGCCUGAUUAUUAUUGUAUAUAUAUAUAUAAGUAGAUGAAUAGAUGAUGGUGCUCUAUGAACAUGAAUUGCGUUGAGGUGCUUGGUAAAGAUGAUGAUGGUGGUAAACUUGCACAGAAAAAAAAAACAUUUUUUUUAUCUAUUUCCAUUUAAAAAAAAGAUAAAUUAAAAAAAAAAACAGUAUUGGUCUAAUCUAAAGAACGGUUUCAUUUCAUACUUGCGUUACUUGAGAUACUUACUAUUGGUGGUCAAAACUCGUUCCAGUAUUUCUGCUGAAAAGAUGCGGAAGAAACGAAAUGUUGUUCAUUUGUCUAUUUAGUUUUUGAAAUAAAGUACUUGGGCAUCAUUAGUUUCUUGAGAAUACAUAUUAUAUUGUUCUCCAUUUGAGUGUAGGAAAACUUUGUCUUUACAUUCCUCAGACAAUCUGCGUUUUUUAAGUAUUUUAAAGAGUCACUCCUCCAUGGCCAGUCAACAUACGACAUUGGAGAAUGGAAACAAUAAAACGAAAAUGACAAACCCUCUUUUAAAUAUUUUAUUCUUAAGUAACUUUGAUCGUUGUUUAAAUUAGCCAUUUUCCCCAAAGGUAACCGCAGCCAGGGGUUACAUAUUAAAAGGAGUUACAAGUAUAUAUAAGAUAUAAAAUAUAGAAAACAUAAAUGUGAAGUUUUGUAUUUAUUAUUCAGUAAUUACAUAAAGAAUGAAAAUUAUAUUACCGUUGGAGUCAUGGUCUGAAUGCGUUAAAGUUGAAGGUUGCGGCAGUAGUAGAAUAUGAAACGAUGAAGAAUAUUAGGAGGAGAGGUAACAAGAAGAGGAACAACUGAAAGCUGAUGGCUGUGCUAUGAAGCUGAGCCGUGUAGUCUUUGUAACGGGAGAAGGACAACAAGCCAAUGACAAUACAAAAUAUUGUGAGCAAAUGGCCUGAAAGACCAGAACCAUUGGUCAUGGUUCCACCCAAUUUCCAUUCUGGACCCCUUCUUUUAGGGAAGAACAUUUUCUCACCACACCAAGAAGCGCAUGCACAAACCAGGACUCUCUCAAAACAAGCACAAACCCUGCUUGGGUUAUAUAGCUUCGAUGUUUCUGUAAUCAGGUUGGGUUUGGCAUAUUCUUUGAGUUUAACCAACAUAGAAGUUUACGGUGGUACAAGUAUUUACAACUAGCUUGGCAAGGUAUCUGUGUGAAGGAUUGGAGGUCUUCAACACGCAUUCCAAGAUACAA
Vigna umbellata (rice bean) is the source of this 1869-nucleotide messenger RNA. RefSeq lists its product as uncharacterized. Lineage: Eukaryota; Viridiplantae; Streptophyta; Magnoliopsida; Fabales; Fabaceae. The record is from RefSeq and is a predicted model, not a curated record.